Messenger RNA from Polistes dominula (European paper wasp), 3272 nucleotides. RefSeq lists its product as uncharacterized. Gene Ontology annotation, biological process: cytoplasmic stress granule assembly. Gene Ontology annotation, molecular function: mRNA binding. The record is from RefSeq and is a predicted model, not a curated record. NCBI's taxonomy places the organism in Eukaryota, Metazoa, Arthropoda, Insecta, Hymenoptera, Vespidae. Gene Ontology annotation, cellular component: cytoplasmic stress granule.
UCGUUGAAACAUGCCGUAAAUAUAAGAAAAUAGAAGAUAACAUUACUCGCCAGGUGGCGACUGUGUCCAGUCAAUCGCACCGGGAUCGGGUAGAUCGGAAAAAUCGGAUCGAAAAAGAAGGAUCAGGAUCUCAUAUAAUCGGCGCCAGAGAAAACAUCGACCAACGACUAACAAAAAUGAAUAGCAAGAGAAAAAUUCGUUCCAAUCCUACUAGGUCGCCAAGAGCAAGGGGGCCACAAGAUAGAUAUGUGGCAGCUGAAGGUGUUUACAGCAAUGCAGCAUUCAUGCAUGCUAUCACUCAACAUGUUGGUAAUACGGUUGAGAUUCAGACACAAAAUGGUUCGGUAUAUGAAGGAAUUUUUCGAACUUUCUCCUCUAAUUUUGAGGUGGUCUUAGAGAUGGCACAUCGAGUAGACAGUUCAGGAAAGAUCAAUGUUGACAGUGUGGUUGAAAAAUUAAUUUUUAAGCCAUCCGAUAUAAUUACAAUAUCGGCCAAAAAUGUCGAUUUAGACUAUGCUAUAAGAGACACUUUCCAAACAGACACUGCUAUUAGUAAAUUUAAUGGUAUAGUUGGAGAAAAAGAACUCGAGCCAUGGGAUGCGCCGUCCACUAUGAACGGAGACGACUUGGAAUUAGAUGGUGCUGCUAAUGGGUGGGACGUAAACGAAAUGUUCCGCAAGAAUGAACAAAAGUAUGGCGUUCAAACGACAUUUGAGCCAUCGUUAGUCGGUUAUACUUUCCAGCUUCAACGUAAGGAUACAAAAGACUAUAAAGAGCAGGAGCAGAAAGCAGCUGAAAUAGCUAAUGAGAUAGAAUCUCAGCCAAAUCAUAAAGCAAGAUUAGAACUAGAGAAUGGCGAUGAAGAAGAAAGAUUUGCGUCCGUUAUAAGGCCAAAUGAAGGUAAAUACGUUCCACCUCCUCUGAAAAAGAAAAAUUGGGAUACCGGGAAAUUAAUAAGAUCUACACCACCACCUUCGUCACCAGGAUCUGCAAGUAGCAAAUCUUCAUUUAAUCAAGCACCAUCGUCAAAUGUCAAUGUAUCGCCUAACGUCUCAGUUGGCCUCCAAGCUUCCCAUAACUCGGUGCAACAUCCAGUACCUCUUAACAUGACAAUGCCACCGACUGGAGUAGUUGUUCAUGCUACUUACAACACUCCGCCGCCAUUUGUAUCUCCGACAACACAAGCAUCUUCUGCAGCAAUGCAGCAAACCUCGUCGCAAUCUCAGACUACUCCUACAAUUCCCCAAGCUACUUACUCUCAACAGUCCCAACAAACAUCGCCGCAGCAACAACAACAACAACAACAACACCAACAACAACAGCCGCAGCAGCAGCAACAACAACAACAACAGCAGCAGCAGCAGCAGCAACAACAGCAGCCACAACAACAACAACCCCAACAACAACAACAGCCUUCCAAUAAAAUAAAUUCAGAAAAGCGUGAACGUCCAGGCAGACAACAGGUGUUUCAAGCGGAUAAAGCUCCACCUGCUCCCUUUUCACAGCCAAAUGUUAUUAUAUCUUCUCAUCAACAGCAACAAACAGUAGGACAUCAACAAAAUGCUACAGACAUUCAACGUAUUGAAAUAAUUCCUCAUAAAUCAGAUCAUAGAAAGAUCCCACCGCCAAGAAGUCGGGAAGAACAACAUUCAGAACUAAGACAGUUUUCGACAGAUUUUAAAUUAACAGAUUCAACUAAUCAGGAAACAUCAUCUAUUCCUCGUAAACAACAACAGCAACAUCAUAACCAAGAUUCUCAUCCCACACCACAAAUUUCUCAACAACAUCAUCAACCUCAUAAUGUAUCUCCACCACAGCAUACUAGCCCACAUCAGCAACAUCAAACAGCUCAAGAAGAGUCUGUGGUUGUUACUACUAAACCACCACCGGGACCGUUACCUAUACGAUCUACAAGCCCGCCACAAGCUCAACAACAACAGCAACAACAACAACAGCAGCAGCAGCAGCAGCAACAGCAACCACAACAGCAACCACAACAGCAGCCGCAACCGCAACCACAACAAAAUUCUUCUAUUGUACAAUCAAAUGUACAAGAACCAGCAGUUGAAAAAAUAACGAAUGCUUUUAAAAAAUCUACUUUAAAUCCUAAUGCUAAGGAAUUUAAUCCCAAUGCUAAGCCCUUUACACCUCGAUCUCCUAGUACGCCAACACCUAGCCGACCUCACACGCCACAAACACCACAGUUUACGGGUGCUACUAUGCCAGCAACUGUUGUUAUGCCUGCAUAUGUUAUGACAAGUCAACCGCCAACUGCAUUCAGUCAACCACCAGCACAAUCUGUAACUAGAUUUAGAAAAGUGCCAAUGAUGCAACAUCGAGCCCCAGAUAUAGCAUCUCAAAUGCAAGUAGCUGCAGCAACUGGACAACCGUUAUUAGCACCAGCUCCGUUACACCCACCAUUCCAGGUGUCUUAUCCAGGUCAACCAACUUAUCAACAAAUGGUACGAAUGGUACAGGCGCCACCGCCACCACCACACAUGUCAACGAACCCUUACCAUCAUCAUCAUGAUUCACCAGGGCCGCAAGCUCCUGGUAUUCAAUACAUGGGUCCGCACACGCACCCGCAUCCACAUGUCCCUCAACAGCCACCAAGUCAAACACCUUCUCCGGCUAAUCCCAAUCCACCGCAUACGCAAAGCGCAUACAAUCCUCCUGGAACACCACAACCUACGUAUCCGCAACCACCUCCACAAGGACAUGCUCCAAGUUAUCCUAUUAUGUGUCCUAUCAUUCCACAACACUUGCCGAUACCUCCACAACAUAUGCAAUAUUUACCCCCUCAACCUCCGCCGGGAGCCCAACAAACAAUACCAGUUAUUUUGCCGCACAAUCAGUAGCUAUUACCAUAAAUAAACAAUGAAAAAGAUGAUGGUUACUAGUAUUCUAUGAAGAUAGAAUAAGAUUUGUAAGUCCAAGAAACUUUCAUAAUGGUAGUACCUAACACUUUAAUAUGUUGCUAUUAUCAUCAACUUUUGUAGUUACGUUAUCAUCAUGUCGUUUUUGGUAAAAGAAUUAACUUAAACGUCGUACGUACGAACAAUCAGAAUAUUCUUUUACUUACAAUUAGUUUAAUUUGUUACAUUAUUAUUAAUCUUUGACUAUUUUUAUGAUAAAUAUUAAAAGGAAAGAAAUAAGAUGAUAUUCAUAUGAUAUUGUUCUUGCUACGAUUAUAAUUGUAAUUCACGUAGGUGAAGAUUUAAAAGCGUAUAUAGAAAGAAAGAAAGAAAGAAAGAAAGAAAGAAAGAAAGAAA